UCACCGUAAACAUAACUCUUUCUUAUCAUGUCUUCUAACAUCGAUUCCUUUAAUGUUCGUCAAGUGAUUGGUGAUGUUAUCGAUAUAACAUCUUCAUGUACUAACAUGACUGUCUAUAUCAAUGGCAGGCUAAUCGUUAAUGGUUGUUCUAUUAUGUCUUCAUUAGCAACCGAUGCUCCUCGAAUUCGAUUCCAGGGACAAGCUGGUCACUUAUACACUUUGCUCUUGACGGACCCAGAUAUGCCGAGUCCAAGUAAUCCAACACAGAAGGAGUAUAUUCACUGGAUAGUUACCGACAUUCCAGGGUCUGGAAACAUAAAUGAAGGAAAUGUAAUUUUGCCUUAUGCCCCGCCAACGCCAGCACGAGGCUACCACCGAUAUAUUUUGAUGAUGUUUGAACAAGCGAUGCCUUUAGGACUGCUGCCGCCACCAUUGACUCGUUCUCAUUUUAACUCUAAAUUUUUUGCUUUUGCGCAUCAGCUUGGAGUUCCGAAGGCUGUCGCCUAUUUCUGGGCUAAAAAAGAAACUAGUCAAAGACGUCCAGAGGCAUAAAGAAGACAUAAUGAUUUCCUUGUAUUUUUAUUUCUAAUUAUUUGGUAUUUGUAUUUUUGGAUCUUUUGAUGUUAUAAGUCUAUGUUGCCUUCUUUUUUUUUUUUGUUAGAAUAUGUUAUUAUGAUUAGACAUGGUCGUGAUCCAAUCAAUAAUUGAUUUUGACGCUUGAU
Daucus carota subsp. sativus is the source of this 722-nucleotide messenger RNA. RefSeq names its product protein MOTHER of FT and TFL1. The record is from RefSeq and is a predicted model, not a curated record. The transcript has 4 exons. Lineage: Eukaryota; Viridiplantae; Streptophyta; Magnoliopsida; Apiales; Apiaceae. Gene Ontology annotation, biological process: positive regulation of seed germination; response to abscisic acid. The coding region runs from base 28 to 552 and encodes 174 amino acids.